Messenger RNA from Diabrotica virgifera virgifera (western corn rootworm), 3162 nucleotides. RefSeq lists its product as uncharacterized. Bases 931 to 2760 code for a protein of 609 amino acids. The transcript is spliced from 2 exons. The record is from RefSeq and is a predicted model, not a curated record. NCBI's taxonomy places the organism in Eukaryota, Metazoa, Arthropoda, Insecta, Coleoptera, Chrysomelidae.
AUACUAUCUACCCAACAAACAUAUAAUAGCUGGUCAAGCUAAAUACUGAGUACUGCAGCUGAUUAGUAGUCGCAUAAAAGUGACAAAGGCUGUUUAAGCUAUUUUGCUGUUUAAUAUGUCGAACAAACACUGCUUCAGAUUAUUUGUAAGCCCUUUUGCAGCCAAUUGACUUAAGCUGAAUAUUAGACUGGAGAAGCGCUAUUUAAGGCACUUUGUAUUAUAGUAUUCAGCAUAUCUUAUUCAGCUGAAUGCUAAGCUGAACUAGCGCUGCUGCAGAAUUUUUGUCUACUUUUGAUCAACAAUGUAAAAAAAACUGAACAAGAGGCUGGGGAAGCGCUAUUUAAGUCAGUUCAUAAUACAUUAUUCAACCUUCUCUAUUCAGUUAUAUUCUGGGCUGAAAUAGUGCUUGUCCAGAACUUUUGUAAGUACUUUUAAUCAGCAACUUUAUAAAAGCUGAUAUAAAGCUGAAAAGGAGCUUUAAUUUAAUUAAAUCGUUCAUAUUCGUUGCAAAAGGUGUAUACUUAAGUUCGAUGAAAAAUGGCUUCUGCAGCUGAUGAUUAUUAAGUAUUAUACAAUUGCUUAUAUUUGCUAUAUAAUUUUAAUUAUUUAGAUAAAAGAUAUACACUGUGCUUUACUUAAUAUUUAAAAAAUAUGGAUAAAAAAUCAAUUCAAAAUUUUAAAAAAAUAAAAAAAUCUGGCCAUUAUUACCGAAAAUUAAAGGUAAACCGUUCAAAUUAUGAAGAGUUUUUAAAAAAUCUAUAUGCACCAAGUAGUGUUUCUUCUCAUUCAAAAGCUAACGACACAGCAUCAGGAUCAGGUAAUUUUGUUUUAAUUUUGUGAGUAUAUUUUAAAUAAAAAAUAAUUUGUUACAUAGGUUCUAAAGAACAGGAGUGUAUUUCUAGCACAUCAAGUGAUCUUGACGAUAAUCUAAUGGAAACCAGUGAAACAUCAGAUGAUGGUGACCAGUUUAUUGAUGAAGACAUUUUUAAAACAGAAGAUACUGAAACGCAAUUAUUGCCUUGUUCAAGUACCGAAUUAGGAAAUUGGGCAAUCCGACAUAAUAUUACACAUGCAGCUCUAAAAGAUCUCCUACAAAUAAUCAAGAGACAGUAUGAUUCUAGUUUAUUUAUCGAUGCUAGAACAUUAUUAAAAACGCCAAAAAAUACGAAAAAAAGUUGUAAAGUUAUACAGGGUGGAGAAUAUUGGCAUCAAGGUCUUGACGUUUGUCUAACGAACACUUUUAAAAACUUGUCAAAAGACAUGUUAAUACAGCUCAAUGUAAAUAUAGAUGGGUUGCCAAUAUAUAAAAGUUCCAAACGUCAGUUUUGGCCAAUUUUAUGUAGCAUAUAUGAAAUGCCUGAUAUACAACCUAUGAUUGUUGGCAUUUUCCAUGGAAAUAACAAGCCUCUAGAUAUAAAUGAAUUUUUGGAGCCUUUUGUUGAGGAUGUUAAGCGGCUGCAAUCAAAUGGACUCUGUGUUAAUGGGCAUAUGAUUCACAUAAAAAUUAGAUGCUUUAUCUGCGAUUCACCUGCACGGGCAUUUAUUAAAGGUGUAGUCAAUUUCAAUGGGAUUAAUGGAUGCCUUAAAUGCACUACUGAAGGCGAAUAUUCUUAUCUUUCUCGAACUGUUGUAUUUCCUGAUAUAAAAUGUCCUCUUAGAACUGAUGCAAAAUUCAGAAGUAAACAUUAUGGUAAGCACCAUAAAGGGCAAGAGUCACCAAUUUUGAAAAUUUCCGAAGUUGACAUGGUGCAGGAUUUUAUAGUAGCAGAUGAACUACAUCUUUUAGAGCUAGGUGUGAUGAAGCGUUGUCUAACAGGAUGGAAAGAUGGUUCUAUGGGUUUCUCAAGUAAGCUAUGUGCUCGUGAUAUUGAGAGGAUCUCCAAACAUUUAAUAUCUGUGAAACUUCCAUCUGAAAUUCAUCGUUCCACAAGAGGAUUAGAUUGCCUGGCAUACUGGAAAGGAGUAGAAUGGCGCAAUUUUCUUAAUUAUAUUGGAUUUGUUAUUUUAAAAGAUGUGUUGAACACUGACGUUUAUAAACAUUUUUUACUUCUUUUUGUUGCUGUUAGAAUAUGUUCUUCUGACAUGUAUGCUGAAAAUCGUUCGGUUGCCCAAUUAAUGUUUGAAAAAUAUAUAGAUGAUUUUAAGAUUAUUUAUGGCGUACAAUUUAUUACAAGCAACAUUCAUAACUUAGAACAUGUGGUUGAUGAUGUUAAUAGAUUUGGACAACUUUUUACAAUAUCUACGUACCCAUUUGAGAAUACAUUAUUUCAACUAAAAAAAUUAUUGCGCCAAGGAAAUAACAGUUUGCAGCAAAUUGUUAAUAGAAUUGGCGAAAGAAAUUUAAUAUUGAGCAAUGAUACAAAAAAGACAAGUUUACAGCCAGAAAUUAAGAAAAGGGGGAAUGUUAUCAAGUGCUACAUUUAUUCUCAUAAUUUUUGUUUAAGUAAUGUUUUCAAAAAUUCAUGGUUUUUAACAAAUGACAAUGACAUUGUUCAAAUGAAUUCUGCAUCAGAAAAAGGUGGUAAAAUAUUCAUACAUGGAAAAUCUGUUAAGAAAAAAGAAGAUUUCUUUAGUUAUCCCAUUCGAUCAUCAAAUUUACACAUAUAUAUUUGCAACAUUACAAAUUUAAAUAAUAUGAAACUUUAUUUGCUAGAGAAUGUUGUUUGUAAAAUGGUUGUUAUAAAAUACAAUGAAAGUAAAAUUGUUUUUAUUCCUCUUCUACACACUAUUAAAAAUAAACAAAACUUGAAUGUAAAUUAAAAAGUUUUUUUAAUAAAAAUGUUCUUUUAGUCCGUGUCUGUAUCAUUAUUAUCUUCCUCUUCAACCUCGUCAUGUUCUAUUAUAGCAUCUUCACCGUCAGCUUCAUAUUUUUCCAUACCAUAUUCAUCGUUAUCUUCAUCAUAUUCUUUUUCUUCAUUAAAUGAUUGCUCAUUUUCAUAAAAAAUUUCAUUUUCGCCUGAAAUAAUAAUUUUUAUGUUAUACAUUUUUUUAAUAUAGGUACCUUUACCUUGUCUUUGAGCAACACCUUUUCUGUUUCCACUUAAACGUUGUUUUUUAACCAUUGAUUUUUUUCUUCUAUGUAUUGAAGAUUGGCGGAUGCCUCCAGUUAAACUACGCUUCUUUGCAUUUCUUGUAAUUCCAAUUAUAAAUUUUUUCAACAAA